CAAAAUGUUCCUAUGUAACUUUUAGAAACAAUGCUUGUCCAACAGAGGACUCACAGGAUAAUGUUUUUUAUUGAAAUGAUAAAUUUUAAAAUCCGCCGUAAGGUACCUUUUGUCAAUUAUGGUCACAUAUAUAUUUUUAGGUACAAAAAAGAGAAAAGGUAAAUGGACAAUAAUAAUGAAAUAGUAGUAUUACAUAUACAAGGUGGUGAGAAGAAAGCAUCAAAAGAGGUGGUAGAAACAGGAAAAGAGAAAGAAGAGUGUUUAGUGGAGGAAACAGGAAUAGCAGAGAAGGGAGACUCAGAGAAAGGAGAAGAGGUGUUAUUGAAAGAAGGAGAAAGUAGUGAGGUGCCAGAGAUAACAAUAGAGAAGGAGAAAGUAGAUGGAGAAGUACAUGUAGAUAAAGGAGAAGAGAAACUAAGUAAUGAGUUAGACACAAUUACAAAGGAAGAAGUAGAUGUUUUCACUCAAUGUACAAUUGAAGUACCUGUCGGAAACAAUCAGGAAACACCAGUUCCUUCUCAAAGAUCAUCAAAGAAACACAUGUCUUAUCCUUGGUCUUCUCUUUCACGGGAGGAACGCUUAGCAAGAGCAAAGGAACUGAGAAAGAGAUAUAGAGAGAGUGGGGAAGGCUCCUGGGAAGGUUAUGACCCUCAUGUUAUUAACUUUGGAAUACCCCUCCCACAAGACGGCCCUAGGCCUAAAAAAUUGGCAAAUAAUACCAAGUCCUACUGUGAGUUCAACAGAACCACAUCAUGA
Messenger RNA from Amphimedon queenslandica, 756 nucleotides. RefSeq lists its product as uncharacterized. NCBI's taxonomy places the organism in Eukaryota, Metazoa, Porifera, Demospongiae, Haplosclerida, Niphatidae. The transcript is spliced from 6 exons. The coding region runs from base 163 to 756 and encodes 197 amino acids. The record is from RefSeq and is a predicted model, not a curated record.